Zygosaccharomyces rouxii is the source of this 1887-nucleotide messenger RNA. RefSeq names its product anaphase promoting complex subunit CDC23 (gene CDC23). Lineage: Eukaryota; Fungi; Ascomycota; Saccharomycetes; Saccharomycetales; Saccharomycetaceae. Gene Ontology annotation, biological process: cell division. Gene Ontology annotation, molecular function: protein binding. The coding region runs from base 1 to 1887 and encodes 628 amino acids. The record is from RefSeq and is a predicted model, not a curated record. Gene Ontology annotation, cellular component: anaphase-promoting complex. The transcript has a single exon.
AUGAACUCUGAUAAUCAAUUAUAUUUACUGACUGAUGUCAAGUCGAAUUUAAGGAAAUCCUCGCUGGAAUUGUCCCAAUGGAAGUUACACAGAUCUGCGAAAUGGUCCGCAGAAGCAUUAUGUGGAAUGCCAGAGAUGCCGCCUGCAACAAAGGCAUCAACAAGUAUCCCUACUGGUAUGGCAGAUGAUGAAUCACCCCUAAGGAAAAGAAUAGAUUUAUCAUUGCAGAAUUCUUUAGUUCACCAUAACAAUUUUGGUCUUUCGGAAUCAGAAUACGAUCUUUAUCUAUUGGCAUCAUCCUUAUUCGAUUGUAAAGAGUUUGAUAGAUGCGCAUAUUUUCUCAAAGACGUCACUAACCCAUGUCUUAAAUUCUACAAAUUAUACUGUGAUUAUCUAUCAUGGGAUAAGAAAGUGCGUGGGAAUAUGGAAAGUGUAUUAACUACUGGUAAAAACCCCAAACAAUCAACCCAUCGAGAUCCCAAUGGUGAUGGGGAUAAUGAGAGCGAAAAAGAUUUUCAAGCAAGCAACAGUCCCAGGAUGGCUUCCACAGGUGAUAGUAAUCAGAGCCCCGUUUCCACUAUUUUGAGAGAAUUGAAUUCUUAUCUGGACACUACGGUGGUUCACCUAAACAAUGGCAUUGGAUUGGCAUUGUUAUAUUAUUUGAAAGGUAUUCUACUGAAAUUAAAUGAUAACAGAGCUCAUGCCAUGUCUUUUUUCUUAAAGUCAUUAUCAUGUUAUUCUUUCAAUUGGGCUUGCUGGCUUGAGCUAUUAGACUGCUUAAGUCGACCUGAUGAAUCACUGUUACUGAUAAAAUAUUUGGAUCAAAAAUUCUGUUUAGAGCCAACAGAAAACUUGGGGUCACAGGCUGAUACUCAUCAAAAUAUUAUGAUAAGAUUCUUCAAAUUGGUACUUUUCCAAGAAUUUAGUGGUAAUACUUAUGAUUUUGCUCAUGAACUUGAAUACUUACAUGGAUUUUUCCCCAAUUUCGCUUAUCUGAAGGCUCAAAAUGCAUUGAUAACUUACAAUUACAUGGAUUAUUUGAAUUCCGAAAGUUUAUUUAACGAAGUGGUUAAAUCAGAUCCAUAUAGGCUGGAUGAUCUAGAUACCUAUUCCAACAUUUUGUACGUGAUGCAAAAACAUUCAAAAUUGGCAUAUCUGGCACAAUUCACUUCACAAGUGGAUAAAUUUAGGCCAGAGACCUGCUGCAUUGUAGCCAAUUACUACAGUGCUCGACAAGAGCAUGAAAAAUCUAUCAUGUACUUCAGAAGAGCUCUCACGCUGAACAAAAAUUGUACUAGUGCCUGGACGCUAAUGGGCCAUGAAUUCGUCGAACUGAAGAAUUCUCAUGCUGCCAUCGAAUGCUACCGCCGUGCUGUUGACAUAAAUGCAAGAGAUUUCAAGGCAUGGUACGGAUUAGGACAGGCUUAUGAGGUGUUGGAUAUGCAUCUUUACUCCCUUUACUAUUUUCAAAAGGCAUGCACUUUAAAACCACUCGAUAGACGAAUGUGGCAGGCAUUGGCAGCCUGCUAUGCUAAAGUCGGUAAUAGACAAGAAGCUAUCAAAUGUUAUGAAAGAGCACUACAAUUGUCAUUACAUGCGGAUCAGGAUUCCGUAAUAUUAUACCGUCUCGCAGACUUGUACGAACAAAUUCAUGAACUCGAUAGUUGUAAAGAAUUUAUGGUGCGUUGUGUUGAAGUAGAAAAGUUCACAGAAGGUCUUGUCACUGAUGAAACUGCAAAAGCAAGACUUUGGUUGGCUAAAUAUGAAGCUAAAAGGAAGAAUUUCGAAGAGGCAUACAAUUACGCGGUUGGUGUAUCGCAUGGCACAUCUCAAGAGAUAGAAGAGGCAAGAGCCAUAGCGAGAGAAUGCCGAAGAAGAAUUCAAUGA